Chelmon rostratus (copperband butterflyfish) is the source of this 6383-nucleotide messenger RNA. RefSeq names its product amyloid beta (A4) precursor protein-binding, family B, member 2b (gene apbb2b). Gene Ontology annotation, biological process: regulation of DNA-templated transcription. Gene Ontology annotation, molecular function: transcription factor binding; amyloid-beta binding. Bases 327 to 3098 code for a protein of 923 amino acids. The transcript is spliced from 18 exons. The record is from RefSeq and is a predicted model, not a curated record. Gene Ontology annotation, cellular component: nucleus; cytoplasm. NCBI's taxonomy places the organism in Eukaryota, Metazoa, Chordata, Actinopteri, Chaetodontiformes, Chaetodontidae.
GCGCGGCCACCGCUGACCGCCGCUUUGCUUUCAGGUUAGCUGCUGUGUUAGCGGGUUAACGGGGAAAACGCUCGUAUGUUGGAUACACGGAACAGAGCUGCAAAGUAACGUGUGUGAAACCUCUCGACUCUUUAACCCGUUCGCUCUUCAUGUAACGUUUGAGGGCCUAUCAGCAGGACACUGCAGCUUCAGUGAAGCCCUCGUGAUUGGAUGACGAGAGAACCACUGACUACCAGUAUGGACGCGCUCCAUCCUGGAAUUUCCCACAAUCCUUAGUUCUCUGAUCUGCAGCUGAGUCUACUGAACCCUGAGCCGUGACCAAGUCCAUGACCGACCUCCUGUCAGGUGAUCUGUCUUGUGCCACGAUGAUGUCAGUAGAUGUGACCAAUCACAAUGGCCCCGCUGCCACGCCUCCCACCUCACUCAGCCUUCGCUCCUCACACAACCAGCUACUCAGCGGUGAUGUCAUCAAACAGGGCUCCGCCACGCCUCCCAAGUGUCGUAAAAAGUACGCACUUACCAGUAUCCAGGCUGCCAUGGGCCUCGGAGAAGCAGUGCCAUCUUCAUCAUCUCCAUCAUCAUCCCCAUCACAGUCUUCAACCCCCAACAAUCCCAAACUAGCCAAGAACGGAGCCAACCAGCUCCGUAAAGCCGGUCAGGAUCACAACAAGAACACAACCGGCCCUGACCCAACGGAUCUGGAGUGUAAUUCAGAAACUGCGGCAGAUGACCUCAAUGUCAACACAGCUGAGGAGCACGACAGUCACACUCUCACCAAUAAUGACCGAGAGGAUGAUGUCAUCGAGCUAGAUGUUGAGCUGCACCCAGACACUAACGGAGAUGCAGAGCCCGAGCAGAAAACUGAAUCAGACAUAGACAUUAACAUUAACACGACUGUGGAGCUCAAACUCAACGGCAACACAACAGAUCUGGGCUUUGACUUGAACAAUGAGGCAGAGGAGAGCGAUGACAUCAGCAUUCUGUCUGAGAAGGAAAUUAUGUCAAAGAUGAAGAUUGAGGAAGAUGGAGACGAGGUGGUGGUGGUGGAGGAGCAGGAGGACGAGGAGAAAAAGCCUUUACUGAUGAUGAAAAGUGAGUCUCCCAUGAAGAACCACAAGGUCUCUUCAGGCCUGGAGCUCAUCUCUGACCUCCACUCCAACCUCAAGCUCCUCAAGUCAGGCAAGGACUCCCCGGUGCCUCCUCCUCCCUCCCCACCCAGGCAAGCCAGCCCAGAAGACACGCCUCUGCUCUCCGUGGCCUCCUGCUCCUCGUCUUCCUCCUCCUCCCCGGAGACGAAGAAGGACAGAAGGACUGGCGCAAAGACAGACUGUGCUUUGAACCGCAUCCAGAAUCUGAACCCUAGUGACGAAGAGUUGAGUUGGACCACACUGUCCCAGGAGAGCAACUCCCCAGAGGAGACAGAUGUCUGGAGUGAGCAGUCAUUCCAGACGGACCCUGACCUGCCUCCAGGAUGGAAGAAGAUCACAGACAUGGCCGGUAUCUACUACUGGCACAUUCCAACUGGCACCACCCAGUGGGAGAGGCCUGCCACCCGCCCAGCACCCCCAGGCCCGACAGAGCCCCAGGCCCUGGGGGACCACACAGCCUCCACACCACGUAAACACUCCCUGGGCUCACUCAGCCCCUCGCCCACCCCUGACCAUGAGCCAUGCCAGGCAGAGAUCUUCUACAGGGCAUCAACUCGUUCAGGCAGCACCACCUCCGACAGCUCCGUGGAGCCUCUCCCCACUCACGAGCCCACCAUCACCACAUGUGGAUUUGUUAACAGCUGCUACUUUCCUCGCUCCACAUCCCUGCAGGGGAUGCCUGAUCAAGAGUGUCGCUCUCAGCUUCACGAAUAUGAGGACAAGAAACAGGUGUGGAGUGAUUUUGGCGGAAAGAUUGAUAGUGAAGUGUGGAAGGACCUGCAGGCAGCCACGGUGAAUCCUGACCCCAGUCUGAAAGAGUUUGAGGGUGCCACGCUUCGCUACGCGUCACUCAAGCUAAGGAACCGUCCAGCAGUGGAAGAGGAGGAGUCCAGCAGUGUCAACAGUGACCCAGAAGCAAAGUGUUUUGCAGUGCGCUCUCUGGGGUGGGUGGAGAUGGCUGAGGAGGACUUGGCUCCUGGAAAGAGCAGUGUUGCCGUUAACAACUGCAUCCGACAGCUGUCCUACUGCAAGAAUGACAUCCGAGACACCGUGGGCAUCUGGGGAGAGGGGAAGGACAUGUACCUGCUGCUGGAGAAUAAUAUGUUGAACCUGGUCGACCCCAUGGACCGCAGUGUGCUUCACUCUCAGCCAAUCGCAAGUAUCCGGGUCUGGGGCGUUGGCCGGGACAAUGGCAGGGACUUUGCAUAUGUGGCACGGGAUAAAAACACCAGGAUCCUGAAAUGUCAUGUGUUCCGCUGUGACACGCCAGCCAAAGCCAUCGCCACCAGCCUGCAUGAGAUCUGCUCCCGGAUAAUGACAGAGAGAAAGAAUGCCAAAGCGAUGGCUGGAGGCUCUCUCCAGGACAGGAUGCAGGCAGGACUGGAUCUCCCUUUACAAGCAGAGUUCCCCACACCAAAGACAGAGCUGGUGCAGAAAUUUCAGGUGCUCUACCUUGGGAUGUUGCCUGUGGCCAGACCAAUAGGCAUGGACAUACUGAAUGGAGCUAUAGACAGUUUAAUCGGUUCUUCCAACAAAGAGGACUGGACUCCAGUAGCCCUCAAUGUGGCAGAUGCUACUGUCACCAUCAGCAAAGACAAGGACGAAGAGGAAGUGCUGGUGGAGUGUCGCGUUCGUUUCCUGUCUUUCAUGGGCGUCGGGCGGGACGUGCACACGUUUGCCUUCGUCAUGGACGUUGGCGGCCAUCACUUUGACUGUCACGUCUUCUGGUGCGAGCCCAACGCUGGGAACGUGUCCGAGGCUGUACAGGCAGCUUGUAUGCUGCGGUAUCAGAAGUGCUUGGUGGCUCGACCCCCCUCCCAGAAGGCCUGCGGCUCGUCUCCCCCCGGUGACUCGGUGUCCCGUCGGGUCUCGACUAGCGUGAAGAGAGGCGUCCUGUCUCUCAUCGACACCCUCAAACAGAAGAGACCCGUCACCGAGUUGCCGCAGUAACCGCGGUCGGGCGCUACCGACUCCCUUACCACAACCCCCAGUCACCAUGGUAACUAGUCGCAUCGCUGCCAAAACCCGUCGCCACCACAGACCCCAGUAACCAUGGAAGCACAGCAAGGCCCCGGGGUUUGGGAAACCCUGUCACUGUUCCAUCGCUUUUCUGGAGUAAAAUUGGAAUAGAAAUUGGAAUUUCAUCUCAAGAGAUUAUCAGCUCUUUAGCAGCAAGUCAAACGUGUUUACUCCAAAUAACUGAGAUGAAUAGACUCUAAUCCCACAUCAAGAAGGAACAACCACAGAGAAACCCCUGGAAUGAUCAUCGUAAAGGUGAUACGUGUACAUAGAAGUAACUCUCGUCCCCCUCAGCACAAAGAAGGAGCGAGGAGAAGAGAGCAAAAAACCGAAGAAGUCGGACGUACUCCUUUAAAGCACAGCACGUGUGAUGAGUGAGCUCAGCGCUGCCCAAACUGCUUAUUCCUCCAUGCUCUAAUUGUAUUUGUGCCUGUGCUGCCAGCAUGACCUUGCACACCUGGCCACACCCCAUUGUCAUUCACCUGGUUGUCCUGUUAGUUUGUAGUGGCUCUUCGCCCCACUGUCCCGCUUUCUCAUUAUCCUCAGUAGGCUGUAACGUGAAGUGAAUGGAAGAAAGGAAUCACGAAAGCCAUCGUGUCUGAUUUUCAGAUCAGUAUGUAAUGAAUGAACGAAAGAAGCUGCUACAGUCUAAAGAGAUCUGGCCGUCAGUCUACACACUCUCACUCUAACCCGUUCGACCGAUCCUGCAUGAACUUUUUAUAGAAAAAUGAACCAUUCUAGACAAUAUCAACACACUGCUGCUGCUUUCAGAGACUGAAGGAGUGAGAAAUCCGAAGCCACGUUUUGUUUUAAUUUUUAUUACUAUUAUUUCUUUCUUUCUCGUCAACUGUGCAAAAAUCAAUCUGGACGGUCUAAACGAGCGGUGGCUUUUCACCCGAAACAUCCUUCACGCGCCUCCUUUUUAACUGUCGUCUUUAUUCUUUUGUCGUCCCUCGGAAAAUGACAGAUGAUAGCCAUAAUGGAGGAGGAGAAUGCAGGGAUGGACAGAGUGUUAGCCCUCCCUCCUCUGCUCUCUGCUAAACAGUGCAGGACUGCUGCUCCAAACACAGGAGACAUCAGCAUGCUGCCGCUGCUGCUCUUCGACACACAUGCUGGAGGAAAUUAUGGCCGAUAAUUCCUUUCAAUCCCACCUCGGUGUCAGUCCUCAGAGACUUCAUGUCUGCUCAUAAAAGGGGACUGGCAACACAAGAAACGCUCGAGGAAUCAUGCAAAGAAGAAGACUCGAGGAAUGUGUUUUUGUACCCGGGUAGAGUGGCGAUGGUUUUGUCCACAGCUGAGAUCUGAACUGCGAGGAGGUGAGUUGGGGAGAGAGACAGGGCUCACCUCCAGCCUCGGCUGUUUUUCCAGAGGAAAGCCAACAGAGAGACGCGUUGACUCAAAUUCACAGGACUUUCCUGGGCUGCUAUCUGUCUGUCUCCAGGGUUCUGUUCACUUGAAUGCGCCUUCUUUGUUUUUUCAUCGCCUACUUCCUUAUUAUGCGACUCUUUUCAUCAGUGCCACGAGAUCACCUUCGUUCUUCCUCUUUUGGUCUGUUUUCUGUAGUUUUUCUCGCUCAAAUCUCAAUUCAACGCUGCUAGCUCCUUCUUAUGACAUAUCUGACAAGCCUGGAUGCAUGGUGAUAACUAAUGAAGUCUGUUAUUGCACCUAAAAUAGUGGCAGUUCUCUUGGAUGUAGGGCAGCAGAUUAAUUGCGAGCCUGCAUAAUUGAGCGUUGCCUUAACGUCUCCGCCGGACAGCUGUUGUCCAAUCACAGUUUAGGAACUAUAGCUGCCUGCCAAGCUUUUGGAUUGCUCUCCAUAUUAAAGAAAUGUGCAAAGGGCUGGAGAAAGACUGAUACUGGGUGUAAGUUUGGAGGGUUGUACCUUUUUUAUAAAUGUUUUUUAUAUCACCUUUGCUUUAGCAUCUUAAGCAUGAUAUUGUGUAUUUAGCCAUCAACUGCACAUUCAGGACCCCCUUUACAAGAAUCUAUUUAGAAACAGCGUAUGAAUCCAACUCAUGGAGCUAUUAUUAGCUUAAUUAGCCUUUCAGUGAGCUAAUACAAUCUGCUUGCAGCAGUUGUCAUCUCAGCGGCCAAAAUCAAUGGUGGCUGGUUUUAAUGAGAGGCUGCUUUCGUUUAGGUUUGCUUUAUUUCAAAAUAAUUUUUAGGAAUAAAUCUACCUUAAGCUGCAUAAACGUGUGACAUGUGAGAAAGGAGCGCUUCACAGCCGUAGCAACAGUAACCAUGGGGAGACUGGGCUCAGCGAUCAAAAUGUCUCAUCUGCAGGUGCGUCUUGCUUGUUGUCUCCAUGUCUUGCUGUUGAACUCCACAGUUAACGAACUGAAGGAACCAGGAGUGUAAUUGAGAUUCUGAAGAGAAAAUUCAGCCACAUCACCUUUUUUUUUUGGUCACAAGGAUGUUGAAAUGUGAAUGACAAAAUAUGUGUGUACAUAAUAUCCAUUUAAUGUAACAUUUGGCAUUAAUCAUUGUUAUAAGCUAUGUUUUCAUUUUGAAUGUCUGUAGUUUUCUAUUACUUUCUUGUAAUGAAAUGCCUUUUUUGAGAACUCACCAAAUGGCCAAAGUGUAAAAUACUGAUAUACUACAUUGUAGAUAAGAAAAAUACGAGAGCAAGUAAUGAAAAUGAGAGGAGAGGUGAUUGGAAAUUUCCACAGUUGUCAAUUAAGUUGAUACUGAAUUUAACUGAGCAAUUAUCUAUGCAUUCUUUUGAUCUCGAGAAAUGGAAAGUCGUAAAAAGCCUUGCAUGCCCUUGGACGGUUGAAAGAACGCCUGUAUGUACUGAACAGAACUAUUUUUUAUUUUAUUUAUUCUAUUUUAUAAAGGUAUAUACUGAUUUUAUUAGUUGGGGCAAGUAAAGUCUCUUGACUCGGUGUCAUUGUCUCAGUCCCUGGUUAACUCACAAGGCUACAACGAGCUCCGCUUUGCAGAAAAAGGAAUAUAUGUUCACCUUGUACAGUGCACUGAGAGCUGGGAGUCCACUGUUGGUCUGAUGGUGAACAGGAGGAGGUGGAGGAAGAGGAGGAGGAGGAGGAGGAUGGUGAUAGCAGUGGACUCCCAGCAUCUCUGUCAGGCUCACACACAUAAACAACAAAAAACACCCAUUUCCCACAGAUGGAUGUGUUGGCUUCCGUUUGCUGCUCACUGAUUUGUACACUUUAUCAAUGUAACCAAUUGUGAGAAUAAACAGCAUUAUAAAAUAGA